Molecule: messenger RNA, 762 nt
Organism: Fonsecaea pedrosoi CBS 271.37
Lineage: Eukaryota; Fungi; Ascomycota; Eurotiomycetes; Chaetothyriales; Herpotrichiellaceae
Exons: 1
Coding region: 1-762 (253 amino acids)
Source: RefSeq, a predicted model, not a curated record
AUGGGAAAUAGCUACUCCACCCCAGCGGACAUCACGUCGCGGGACAUGCAGCGCUGGCGUCGCGACGGCCGCCCCGUCCUGGUCGACCAACAGCGCCGCCGCCAGAGUCCUGGGGGUCGGUACCGCGACGAGCGGAACCUGCGGAUCGUGCGUGACAACUCGCGCAAUAGGUUCGAGUCAGACGACACGCGCUGGUGGGGAGGCAGUUCCGGGUGGCAUCACCGCCGCGACGGCGCGUCGCCCCCGUUGCGCACCGGCGGGAGGAGCACCAGGAGGCACACCGAUGCGGGCUCUGCGCCUGCUUUCCGCGCCCGGCCGGAUUGGAGAUCUGCUGAUGACAUGUUCGGUGGUGCCGAGACCGUCUAUCACGGCUGGCAGGGGGGUUCGCGGUUCUUUGAACGCGGUGGGCGCGCUGAGCGACGAACAGGCUCCGCCGUGGUCGUCGAGGAAGAAGAUUGGUUCGGGUCGGCUCCUCAGCGCUUCACGUCGUCACGAGGUUCUGGUGGUCAUCGCUCCAUGCCGCAGUCCUCAUUCCGUGGUCCGUGGUGGCACGACGCCCAUCCCCACGACUAUCGCGGCGGCCAGGGAAUGCCUCGACGACGAUCCAACACUCAUCACGGCGGUGCAUACAUGUCAGGAGGGCUGGGGAGGGGAGAUCCGAUGGGAGGUGCAUGGGGAGGACAAGAGAGAGCUCCGGAGAGAGGACGCGUCGGGUUCAGACCAGACUGGCCGCUCUUGGGGGAUGGGAGGGCUGACGAUUGA